UAUCCAACAAAUUCUUAAUAUAAAUACUCCAUACAACAUUACAGAUAUAUACUUGCUAAAUCUAGUGCUAAAGUUCAAUAUAACAGCUUCUAACUAAGGUACCCGAGUUCCCCAGAUGGCUUCAAAUGGAGAAACCAAAGUGAGUAAUAGCCUUUACGAUGAAACCAAAGUGGUGGUGGUUAUGAUCCCUUUCCCCGCACAAGGCCAUCUGAACCAGCUUCUGCACCUCGCAUACCUCCUCUCCUCACACAACAUACCAGUCCACUAUGUUGGCACACAAACUCACAUUCGCCAAGCCACACUUCGUGACUCCAACAACUCCAUUGCUUCAUCAAACAUUAAUUUCCAUCACUUUGAGGUUCCUCCCUUUGUGUCCCCUCCUCCAAACCCUAACAACAAUGCAAGCACCGAUUUCCCAUCUCACAUGAUUCCUUCCUUUGAGGCUUGUUCCCACCUCAGAAAGCCUGUGGAGAAGCUUCUCCAAUCCCUCUCAUCUCAAGCCAAGAGGGUCGUAGUCAUCCAUGACUCCCUCAUGGCAUCGGUUGCACAAGAUGCCACACACAUGGAGAAUGUUGAGAACUACACUUUCCACAGUGUAUGUGCCUUCACCACCUUUACUUUCUUUUGGGAGAGAAUGGGAAUGUUCUCACUUGAAGGGUUUCAUGUGAAAGUCCCACAAGUGAUUCCUUCUUUGGAAGGAUGCUUCACAACCCAAUUCUUGGACUUCCUUAUUGCACAAAGUGAGUUCCUCAAAUUCAAUGAUGGCAACAUCUAUAACACAAGUAGGGUGAUUGAGGGUGAUUACAUUAAGUUGAUGGAGGGGAUUAGUGCUAGUAGUGGCAAGAAGGUUUGGGCUUUGGGCCCAUUCAACCCUUUAGCCAUUGAGAAGAAAGGUUCAAAAGGAACGCACCCAUGCAUUGAGUGGCUUGAUAAACAAGAGCCAAAUUCAGUCGUAUAUGUGUCUUUUGGGACCACAACAACUUUCACAGUGGAGCAAAUCCACGAGAUUGCAACUGGAUUGGAACAAAGCAAGAAAAAGUUCAUCUGGGUGGUGAGAGAUGCUGAUAAAGGAGACAUCUUUGAUGGAAGUGAAACAAAAAGGCAUGAACUUCCAAAAGGGUUUGAAGAGAGAGUUGAAGGCAUGGGGCUAGUUGUGAGGGAUUGGGCACCCCAAUUGGAAAUUCUUAGCCACUCUUCAAUUGGGGGGUUUAUGAGUCAUUGUGGAUGGAACUCUUGCUUAGAGAGCUUAACUAUGGGGGUGCCAAUAGCAGCAUGGCCUAUGCACUCUGACCAACCAAGAAACACAGUUUUAGUGACCGAGGUGCUCAAGGUUGGUUUGGUUGUGAAGGAUUGGGCACAAAGGAAUGCGUUGGUUAGUGCUUCGAUUGUUGAGAAUGCUGUGAGAAGGUUGAUGGGAACAAAGGAAGGUGAUGAGAUGCGAGAGAGAGCAAUGAGUCUUAAAAAUGCCAUUCAUAGGUCCAUGGGUGAAGGUGGAGUUUCUCGCAAGGAAAGGGAUUCUUUCAUUGAUCAUAUCUUUAGAUAGUUUUAUCAAUUCAUAUUAGUGUGGUUCCUACUUGUUAAAUCUUCCAGAAUUUAAUCGCUCAUAAAGUUAAUGUAAAAUGGGUUUGGCAUGAAAAUGCAUUCAUGUGUCUCAUUCUUGAGUUGAGACAUUAUGUUAAAACUGUGCUUUUGUAACUGAAAUAUAGUUAUUAUUAUUUUUAUUAAGCAUUAACAGAGUCAAU
Messenger RNA from Cajanus cajan (pigeon pea), 1742 nucleotides. RefSeq names its product zeatin O-glucosyltransferase. NCBI's taxonomy places the organism in Eukaryota, Viridiplantae, Streptophyta, Magnoliopsida, Fabales, Fabaceae. Gene Ontology annotation, molecular function: UDP-glycosyltransferase activity. The record is from RefSeq and is a predicted model, not a curated record.